AUGUCUGCAGCAACACCAACUCCUUUAUCUUAUUCUACACCACCACCUAAAGAUCAAAGUAUAAUUGACGAAGAACCAUAUCUUUAUUUGAUUAUAUUUCUAAUGGUUAUAGUGUUCUUUAGUGGUAUAUGUUGGAUAUUUUGUUGUGGGACUUGUGUAGGUCAAGAUUUAUUGAAAUUAAUGGGGCUAAGGAGAUUUUUACCCGAUGAUGUAAAUAGUUUUAGGAUUAACAGCGAAGAUGAAGAUGACAUUAUUGUAAUUGAAUAA
This is a messenger RNA of Entrophospora sp. SA101, 267 nucleotides long. Lineage: Eukaryota; Fungi; Glomeromycota; Glomeromycetes; Entrophosporales; Entrophosporaceae. The record is from the annotation of a GenBank genome assembly.